AUGUCAGACGCCAACGACAUCGGCCGGAAGGGGUCGCUCUUCCUCUCCCUCCUCUUCUCAUUUGUCGCCGCCGGCCUAUCCAUCGCCGCCAUUUUGACACCAUCCUGGCAAAUUGUGAAUCUGCGAGAAUAUGGAUCCAUCCACGAGCACGGACUAUGGCUGGACUGUACAAGACACUCUAGAGAUGGCAAUCAUAUUUUGCAGAGAUACGCCACCGUCACCGAACCCCUCCACUGCGUCUACAAAUUCGAUUAUGACAAGUAUUCGGGAACUUUCGAGUUGGAGGAUGAUAACAGUCCAGUUGGAGAGGUCAAUCGGCACAAAUUCUAUGGAUGGCACACAUCUACCAUGAUCCUGCUCGGAUUCGCCCUCCUCACCACCGGAUUAUCCACGUUCAUCGGCGCAUGCGCUUGCUGUCACUCAUCCCUCUCACUAUUCUUCACCAUUAUUACACUGUUGACGACCCUGCUCUCCGCGAUUGCCGAAGGAAUCUUCUUCUUCUACUCUCAUCGUGCUGACAACCGAUUCAUCAAGGGAAUCGUGGGAACCUACGAACAACGUGUCGGCACUGCGUUCUUCCUCGAAAUGGCCGCCUGUUUCUGUCAUUUGAUCUCAUUUUUGAUUGCCAUGCUCUUCACAUACUUCUCGUUCGCUUCGGCGAAGGAUUCCGAUGGUUUCAGUAUUCAACGAUCGAGCAGGACUAAUGUGACGAAUAUUGGGCGAUCGAUUGAAUUCGAUGCCCCCCUGAUGUACCCACCACAAACCCCGGUUUCCGGAUUCCGAGCCGCCAGCUAUCUUGACGAGAAGCCAGUCAUCGCUGAGAGUAUGCCAGAGCUUGGACAGAGAGGCGCCUACCCAUCGAACGACUUCCUCUCCUCGAGAAUCCGCCGGAAAAGUGAGACAUGCGUCUAG
This is a messenger RNA of Caenorhabditis remanei, 912 nucleotides long. RefSeq lists its product as uncharacterized. Gene Ontology annotation, cellular component: plasma membrane. The record is from RefSeq and is a predicted model, not a curated record. Bases 1 to 912 code for a protein of 303 amino acids. The transcript is spliced from 6 exons. NCBI's taxonomy places the organism in Eukaryota, Metazoa, Nematoda, Chromadorea, Rhabditida, Rhabditidae.